AGCUGCCAGCAGAGACAUGCAAUCAAAAGAAGGUGACGACGUAUGCCCAAUAUGUAGAUCCAACCUGGACUUGCCCAUCAAAACAAGCUGUGGGCACAAAUUCUGCGGCGGUUGCUUCCUGUCUUUCUGGAACCAUGUCAAGGAGGAGCACGUCAACUGCCCGUACUGCCGCUCGCCCGUCGACCAAGUGCAAGCCGAGUUUUCAAUGGACUCCUUGCAAGAAGACUUUGAAAGGAGGGACAAAGUUGUCCGUGAGCUGAAGCAGUACAACCGCGGAUGGGGAAUAAUAAAGAAGUUGCGCAAAUCGGCGUUGGAUCUCCUACUUGACCCUCGGUGGAUGUUCCUCGUCUUCCUGGCAUUCAACUUGGCCAUGAGCAUGCUGAUAGAAAUCAUGGUUCUCGUUCUGGGCUACGAAAUCACCAGCUCGCUGCUGCCCAUUCCCCUAUUCAGGCUGCUCAACUAUAUCUUCUACUUGUUCGUCAAGAUAAUUUUGUUUCUGUCCACGGUGCUGGUCCUCUCUCAGUGGAGCACAGUUGGGCUCCAAAUUCAGUUACAAAUAUUGUAAACUGUGAUUAAUGAAG
Molecule: messenger RNA, 581 nt
Organism: Cloeon dipterum
Lineage: Eukaryota; Metazoa; Arthropoda; Insecta; Ephemeroptera; Baetidae
Product: E3 ubiquitin-protein ligase RNF170-like
Exons: 3
Coding region: 17-565 (182 amino acids)
Molecular function (GO): ubiquitin protein ligase activity
Source: RefSeq, a predicted model, not a curated record